Messenger RNA from Aspergillus sclerotioniger CBS 115572, 990 nucleotides. RefSeq lists its product as uncharacterized. NCBI's taxonomy places the organism in Eukaryota, Fungi, Ascomycota, Eurotiomycetes, Eurotiales, Aspergillaceae. The record is from RefSeq and is a predicted model, not a curated record. The transcript has 2 exons. The coding region runs from base 1 to 990 and encodes 329 amino acids.
AUGGCCUCCGUCGAUCCCACGACCAAGACGACCUACGCCACCACCGACUGGGCGCAUUACUCUCAGGGUCGCCCCCCCUACCCCCAAUCCCUCACCGAGCUCAUCUAUGCCUACCGUCGCCAGCAUCCCCAGGCCCAGUGGGAGCGUCUGGUCGACGUGGGAGCUGGCUCGGGCAUCGCCGCCACCAACUUUCUCGCGGAAUUCCAAAUCAUCCACAAUUCCGAUCCCAGCCCAUCCAAUGAGGCCCAAGCCCGCGCCUUUCUCCCGGACUGGGCCCAACAGCAUGGCCUGAGUCGCACGUUCGAGUAUUCUCAAGCCACAGGAGAAGAGGCCUACCAGAAGACCGGCGAAGGUCAGGCCGACCUGGCAAUUUGUGCCACCGCGGCCCACUUCAUGGACCCAGAUGGACUGGUCACGUCCAUGGGGAAGAUUUACUGGAUGCCCACUUUUCCCGACCAGUCCUCACACUUCCACGAGGUCUUUGCCCGCACCUUUGACCGGGUGAUUCUGCAGCGCCUCCCCCAUCGCGCGGGUCUGGCCCAGAUUGUGUCCCGGCGGUUAGCGGGCGAGGGCGUCCUGGACUCACUGCCGGUUUUGGACGAGUACUUUGAGGAUCCGGUCCGAGUGUAUAUCAACCCUACCUCGGAUGGGCAGUUGCCCUACAAGGUGCUGUUUCAGCGGUAUGGGCCGGAUGAGCUCCCAUCCGAUGGCGGCAGUCGCGUCCGGGCAGGAGAGCAGAUGGUGCAGCUGCAUACCGGGGUGGAUCCCGAGGCCGAUGGCUGGGUAUUCACCGUGGAUCACAAGUGGCUUCUGACCUUCUUGAACACCUUCCGACCCCCGGAGGCGAAGCUCACCCUCGAGAACUGCCGGGAGGAGUUGGCGGAGUGGGACCGCUCGUUGGAGGAGGAGUGUCCGAGUGGCCAGCUGCGGGUUCAGUGGCCGGUCUAUCUCGUCUUGGGGACGCGAAGAUCGGGAUCGUCGCAGAAUUAG